Chanos chanos (milkfish) is the source of this 1693-nucleotide messenger RNA. Its product is annotated as fructose-bisphosphate aldolase A. The record is from RefSeq and is a predicted model, not a curated record. The transcript has 7 exons. Gene Ontology annotation, molecular function: fructose-bisphosphate aldolase activity. Gene Ontology annotation, biological process: glycolytic process. NCBI's taxonomy places the organism in Eukaryota, Metazoa, Chordata, Actinopteri, Gonorynchiformes, Chanidae. The coding region runs from base 97 to 1191 and encodes 364 amino acids.
CAACAUUUUCCUGCCUCCUCUAACUCUUUCCUGCUUCCUCAACUCAGCACAGUUUAACACAUCGCUUCAGACUUGACAGACAUUAAUCGAGCAAAGAUGCCUCACGCUUAUCCUUUCCUCACUCCCGAGCAAAAGAAGGAGCUCAGCGACAUCGCUCAUAGGAUUGUCGCUCCAGGCAAAGGCAUCCUUGCCGCCGACGAGUCCACAGGUAGCGUCGCUAAGCGCUUCCAGAGCAUCAAUGCUGAGAACACAGAGGAGAACAGGAGGCUCUACCGCCAGCUGCUCUUCACCGCCGACGACCGUGUCAAGCCCUGCAUUGGUGGCGUCAUCUUCUUCCACGAGACCCUCUACCAGAAGACCGAUGACGGAAAGCUGUUCCCUCAGCUCAUUAAGGAGAGAGGCAUGGUCGUGGGCAUCAAAGUAGACAAAGGCGUGGUUCCAUUGGCUGGUACCAACGGAGAGACCACCACUCAGGGUCUGGAUGGGCUGUAUGAGCGUUGUGCUCAGUACAAGAAGGACGGUGCUGACUUUGCUAAGUGGCGCUGUGUGCUGAAGAUCACCCCCACCACCCCAUCUCACCUGGCCAUCAUUGAGAAUGCUAACGUGCUUGCUCGCUAUGCUAGCAUCUGUCAGAUGCAUGGCAUUGUGCCCAUUGUGGAGCCUGAGAUUCUGCCCGAUGGAGACCACGAUCUGAAGAGGUGCCAGUACGUGACAGAGAAGGUCCUGGCAGCUGUGUACAAGGCCCUGUCUGAUCACCACGUCUACCUGGAGGGCACCCUGCUGAAGCCCAACAUGGUGACAGCUGGACACUCACACGCACACAAGAACACUCCCCAGGAGAUCGCCAUGGCAACCGUCACCGCUCUGCGUCGCACUGUUCCCCCAGCCGUCCCUGGUGUCACUUUCCUGUCUGGAGGCCAGAGUGAGGAGGAGGCCACCAUCAACCUGAACGCCAUUAACCAGUGCCCCCUGCAUAAGCCAUGGGCUCUGACUUUCUCCUAUGGCCGCGCUCUGCAGGCCUCUGCACUCAAAGCCUGGGGAGGAAAGAAGGAGAAUGGGAAGGCCUGCCAGGAGGAAUACGUGAAGAGAGCUCUUAAUAACAGCCAGGCUGCCGUUGGCAAGUACGUCUCUAAGGGAGACAAAGGUGCUGCUGCUGGAGAGUCUCUGUUUGUGGCCAACCACGCCUAUUAAGCACAGACUCUACGCACUUCACACCUUCAGAAAUGGUUACUAACCCCGCCCACGCAAUUAAUAUGUGGUUUAUUGCUCCCAUUCACUUUUCCCCACUCCUCUCAUUCCCUCUUUACCUUUUGUUCCAGACUCUUCGUGUGGGUAGUAUCACUGUGAGGGAGAUAGAAAUGAGACAUGUCACUUUUUUUUUAUAAUUUAAUCUUGGAGUUGCAACUAUGCACCUCCGUGUAAGAGAGAAGAUUCUGUGGAGCUCCGCCCCCAUUCCCUCCUAUUAUCUUAGACUGACUCUAUUGGGUGGUCUAAGCCCCUCCCCUUAACCACAUGACCCACCUCCUGGGUUUUUAAACCACCACCCCUACCCCCAAUUGUCUGUUUCUCUGUGAUACAAUCAUCAUGAUUCCUAAAUAGAUGUGCCUUCUUCUCUCACAGUGCACUAAAUGGAAGAAGACCUUGUAUAGGUUUAUUGUUAUUACUGCUGAUGUAUUGUAAUACACAUACAGGA